Molecule: messenger RNA, 1872 nt
Organism: Lentinula edodes (shiitake mushroom)
Lineage: Eukaryota; Fungi; Basidiomycota; Agaricomycetes; Agaricales; Omphalotaceae
Exons: 5
Coding region: 1-1872 (623 amino acids)
Cellular component (GO): cytoplasm
Source: RefSeq, a predicted model, not a curated record
AUGGGCAACUCUUCCUCCUCCUCCUCCCGUUCUCAUGAUGAAACUGUUGAUUUCGGCUUCCUGACCCCUCAAGGCGUUUACACGGGCCCACGAGACUGGAAUCAGGCCGUUGUUACUCAGCUCAUCUGUGCCAGAAGACUUGCACCGUUUUACCGGCCACUGGAAGACUACGAUGAUUCUUGGACAGACGACCAGAUCUUAGCGGCGAGGAAGGAGCUUCCGGACUCUGAAGGAGGACUGGAAUCUGCUUCACGGUCUGAACCUCUUUCGGCCUCAUCAAUUUCCUCUAAGUCGUCCAGCCACUCGAAACGACCAAAUACUCUGAAGGAACCUAGUAAACCGGAAGCAGCAGUGUAUAGAGGUGCAACAGAAUGCCCUAUAUGCUUCCUGUAUUAUCCCCAGUAUAUCAAUCAUUCCAGGUGCUGUGACCAAGCCAUAUGUACAGAAUGCUUUGUGCAAAUCAAGCGCAGCGAGCCUACGACUACCCAUCUAGUAUCAGAGCCCGCUGCGUGUCCAUAUUGUGUACAGGAAAACUUUGGUGUUGUGUAUACUCCCCCUCCUUGGCGAGCUGGCAUUGGCAGCGAAGGAUCUCUUUCACCUCGCUCAAUUUCACCCAAGCAAUCUCAGCAAUCACUCGAUCAUCCCGCACCGACGCAUAAACGUAGGCAGAAGAGUUUCAGUGCGGACAGCCCUGAGGUCGUAACGACUGAUCAAAUUCGACCGGACUGGGAAGCCAAAUUAGCAGCUGUGCGCGCGGCGGUCACACGACGAGCAAACCGCCGCAUCAUUAUGCGUCAGGUCGGCGACCGUCUGAUCCCUGUAGGGGUCACUAGUGGGCGCGUGCUUGCACUUUCCCCUGAAGAAGCUGCGAGUGCUGCUAGUGGUGGUGACAACGGAGGCGGGAGCUGGCGACCACGAAGAAGACAGCAAGGUGGUAAUGGCCUCGAGCAGUACCUGGGGCAAGAUUUGGAGGAGAUAAUGAUGAUGGAGGCUAUGAGACUGUCUUUGUUGGAACAUGAAGCCCAACAACGGAAAGAGGCAGAGGAGAAGAAGAAGGCAGACGCACAGGCCAAUAAAGUAACAGACGAUAAUGAGACUAACGAAACCGUCGCCAGUAGUACAAGCUCAAACGGGGCAUCUACUUCGUCCGCUCCUAAUCUUAACUCCAUAGACCUAUCAUCGACUUCCCCUCUCUCUUCAUCCUCUUCAUCGACUCCCGCCCAACAGAAGAAUGAUUCAUUACGAGUUAAACGAGGAUCUUUAUUCAAUCGAAGUCGAUCACCCUCUCCUGCUCCUCCCUCGUCCCAAUCUUCAUUACAAAAUACUCCUCCAUUCAGCACACUCGGUGCGGCGUUGAGUACGGCAUCUACCGCAAGUGCGAUUCUCAGAAGCAGUAGUUCAACCUCUGCCUCCUCUGAUCCUUCCCCGGAAAAGUCCUCUCAAGCCCCAUUGCUCGCGAAAGAAGCAACAUCCCCAUCGACGAUCGAAUCUGCUUCCACGAGCUCCCUACCUUCUAACACCUCCAGCAGUACCACGUCACCUGUUCCUCCUUCAAUAACCAUAGCGCCUGUCCCUCCAUCAGCGCCUAUCUUUCUUCCUCCUGCAUCACCAACCCCACUGGAAUCGCAUUCAGCCUCGAAAAGGCCUCCAUCCAUCAAUACACCAUUUGGCGACAAUGAUUCCUCAUAUGAAAACCUACCCUCUUCUCCAGAAGAAAUUCCCGAAGAAACGCCAUGCGAACCUCUGAUUCCGAAAGACGGGACAAAGAUGGAAACGGAGCUGAAGUCUGAUCCAGAGGCUCCGGUGGGAAGUUCUGAAAGGAAUCAAUAUCAGGAACGCCUAUCUGGACCCUCUGCGUCUAUAUCACAGUGA